UGUUAACCAAAAUGUCCUCGUACACCCCCAACAAGCCCGCCCAUGGCAAUCCCUUCCUCAACAUCCCGUCCGACAUGGACACGAACCCCUUCCGCUGGCUCUGGCAAGACAUCCUCUCCGUCUUCCGUCUAUCCAGACUGCUUCCCCUCAUCUUCUUCCCUGUCGUUCCCUUCCCCUCUGGACCUCUGGACGAGCUCUAUCCCAACUUCCGCAACCUGAGAGAUCUCUCCCUGCAUGCGUUCCUCAUCGUCAGCCAGCUGUUCCUCCUCCUCUCGCUGCCCGUUGCGCUGGCGACCUUUUGGGCCUUCCCUGCUGUUGUCCAUCUCGUGUUUUAUGUUGCCUUCGCGGGUGUUACUAUGACCGUGCUGUGGUUGUUGAAUGGCCAUCCCAGGGCUACGUGUUUGAUUGGCGUCCCUAAGUCUGGUCUUCCGGUGAAUGAUGAGAGUGAGCUUUGGUUUUAUAUCAAUGGGAUCGCGACGGGGACUACUUGGUUGCAGUCGAAUCUCGAUCUGCUGGCAGACACCUUUGGCAGGGAGAUCGUGGGCAUCCACAACCCAACAAAAGGCCUCAUCCUCGACCUCGUCGAAUGCCUCAUCCAACGCGAUCUCGACUACAAAACCCGCGACAUCAGACAAGGCCGCGCCCAGCUCCGCGCAGCCCUCAAAGCCGACUCGACCAAGAAAGUCGUCUUGAUCGCCCACUCCCAAGGCGGCAUCGAAGCAGCCUCCAUCAUCGACUGGCUCUUUGGCGAACUGUCCAACCAGACCAUGCGCAAACUCGAAGUCUACACCUUUGGCAAUGCAGCGCGCCAAUUCCGCAAUCCCCCGCUGCACGAGGAUAACGGGUUGAAAGAUACGCCCAGCGCGAGUGAUCCCUGUCGACAGAGCCAUGGGGAGAGAGUCAUUAAGUACAUCGAGCACUAUGCGAAUAGCGAGGAUUUUGUAGCGAACAUCGGCGUGUUAAAGUUCACAUCCUCUGCUGCGGCGUAUGCGGGUGGAACGCUGUUUUCGGGGAGUGUGUUUCGUAGGGAGGGAUCGGGGCAUUUGCUGAAUAUUCACUAUCUGGAUAGGAUGUUUGGGGAUGAUUGUGCGUUUAUGGAUAGUAAGGUGGCGGUGGGGGAGUCGAAUGAAGAAAAGACAGUCAAGGAAUUGUCGAGGCUGUUUGCGUACAAGAAUGGAAAGUCGCCGGAUGGUCCGGAUGGUCAUAGUUAAUUUGUUAUUGAUACCAUGAUGUCAAGAGUAUUGUUACACAGGGUGAUACACAAUAUGCAAGGGAUAGUCCUUAUAACAACUACUGUGCUCCGCAUUCUUAACUCCAUCCCAUCUUCAUCAUCAUGGAAGAAAAAGAAUCCAUCCCAACUAAAUACGACGACGCAUUGGACUAUCUCCAAACCCACAGCCAGGAUGUAGACAGCAUCGAUCUGCCGGCUCUUCGCCGAAAGGUCGACUACCGUAUCAUCCCAUUCAUGUUUGGGUGCUUCUUCCUGCAGUCGCUGGAUAAGAUGCUGCUC
Aspergillus wentii DTO 134E9 is the source of this 1510-nucleotide messenger RNA. RefSeq lists its product as uncharacterized. The record is from RefSeq and is a predicted model, not a curated record. The coding region runs from base 12 to 1211 and encodes 399 amino acids. NCBI's taxonomy places the organism in Eukaryota, Fungi, Ascomycota, Eurotiomycetes, Eurotiales, Aspergillaceae. The transcript has 4 exons.